GCGAUCCGGAGCGCGAUGGCGGCGCGGAGCGGGGCGGGCGGCUCGCUGCGGCCAUGGCUGCCGCCGGCGCGGAGAGGGGCCGGCCGCCCGCUGCUGCUGCUCCUGCUUUGCUUGCUGGCGGCGCCGCUGCCCGACGGCGCUGAUGGCUCGGAGACAGUCGGGAUGGCGGAGGCGCCGGGCGGUGCCGGGCCCGGGGAGCGGUUUAAGAUCGAGGGCCGGGCCGUGGUGCCAGGGGUGAAGCCGCAGGACUGGAUCUCGGGGGCCCGAGUGCUGGUGGACGGGGAGGAGCACGUCGGCUUCCUGAAGACAGAUGGAAGUUUUGUGGUUCAUGAUGUACCUUCGGGAUCUUACGUAGUGGAAGUUAUAUCCCCGGCUCAUAAAUUUGAGCCCGUGCGAGUUGACAUAACUUCAAAAGGGAAAAUGAGAGCAAGAUAUGUGAAUUACAUCAAAACUUCUGAAGUUGUGAGGCUGCCAUACCCACUCCAAAUGAAAUCUUCUGGACCUCCUUCAUACUUCAUAAAGAGAGAAUCUUGGGGAUGGACAGAUUUCCUCAUGAACCCUAUGGUGAUGAUGAUGGUUCUACCCUUACUGAUAUUUGUGCUUUUGCCUAAAGUUGUCAACACCAGCGAUCCUGACAUGAGACGGGAAAUGGAGCAGUCAAUGAACAUGCUGAAUUCCAACCAUGAACUGCCAGAUGUCUCUGAAUUCAUGACAAGACUCUUCUCUUCAAAAUCUUCCAGCAAGUCUGGUAGUAGCAGCAGUAAAGCAGGAAAAAGUACUUCUGGAAAAAGGAGGUAGUUAAGUCUUCCUCCUAAGCCUGACUUUGCACAACUUGUUUGUUAUAUGGUAUUUUGUGUAUAUUUGUCUUGAAGAUCAAAAAGCCACUACUGUAAACUUUAAUCCAUCACAAUACACAGUGUGCUACAACUGUGGUAUGUAACUUUUUUUGUUAGUCUAUAUAAGCUGUUUUUUACUUGACAAUAAGCAAGAAGACAUGGCUUCAAUACUGUAUCUGUAUAAAGUUAUUGAUAAUGAAUUAACUAUAUUGUUCUGUAGAGGAUUAUUAUAAAUUAUAUGAUAUACUAAACAAGAAUGUCUUAAUCGUAAGACAAUGUAUAAAAAAAAUUCAAAGAUAAUAGAAGUCAAGUUCAGUCAUAAGAUGGCUUUAUUUUUUUUUACUUGCGGUUGCGUCCUGAAAUGAAAAUAUCUUCCUUUUAAAAUUGAGUUGUGGGUUUACUGGGUAAGUCGGUUCAUGUAUCAGCUUGUCAUGUGUGUUACAUAUAAAAUCAAUUUAUUUUACAUUGA
Colius striatus (speckled mousebird) is the source of this 1305-nucleotide messenger RNA. It is a transcript of the gene EMC7, whose product is annotated as ER membrane protein complex subunit 7. The transcript has 5 exons. The record is from RefSeq and is a predicted model, not a curated record. Gene Ontology annotation, molecular function: carbohydrate binding. The coding region runs from base 16 to 798 and encodes 260 amino acids. NCBI's taxonomy places the organism in Eukaryota, Metazoa, Chordata, Aves, Coliiformes, Coliidae. Gene Ontology annotation, cellular component: EMC complex.